Molecule: messenger RNA, 11866 nt
Organism: Amoebophrya sp. A120
Lineage: Eukaryota; Dinophyceae; Syndiniales; Amoebophryaceae
Source: the annotation of a GenBank genome assembly
UUAUUGUUUUGGAUCGCCUACAAAUAACAAGCACUGUUUUUCUCUUCAUAGUUUCUAGCAGCAAUCCGCAUCCCCGUAAACAGACGUUUUGAAAGAAAGCAGCAGUCGCGGAAAGUUUUGGGCAUAAUUAUUUGUAUUUCCUGGCACUACGAGUUUUGGAGAUUUUCUUUUGUUUUGAGCGGAUAUAGUACUCUAUUUGUGGCACAACAGAGACAAUUCAUUCUAAUUCAUAAACCCUCUUACUUCGUCGAAGUUUCAGACAAACCCGAAGCAAAAUCAGAAUGGCAAGCUCAGCUUUCGUCGACACCGAGGUCCCUCGAGGUCGAGGACCCUCGCAAGAAGAAGAAGAUAUCAACAGCGCCCUCCUGCUGCACUCUGGCAACGACUUCGCCGCGCAUGGUACAACGACCGAGCCGGAGCCUGCCGCCACUUCGACCAAAACUGCCUGGUUCUGCUCUUGGUGGUUUAUCACGUUGCUGGUUGUUGUGGUAAUCAUCGCCGCGGUUGUUAUUCCGGUCACGAUAAUGUACACCGUCGUUUGGGCAAAUAACGACGGGGCCGCAAACCAGCAGCAGCAGGUGACUGGCCCUGCGCCAGUUCUUUCCCGCAGUGAGGUUUUGCGACACAAGGCUGCGCGUAUGGAGCAAAACGGGGUGACCCUCGUAUCCACAGUAAAUUUCCCGUACACGUACAAAUGCGGUCGCUGCAUGACAGAACUUGGCUUCGAUCCUAGUUUAGCAUGACAAGUUUUACGCUUUUGUGACGCAUCUUGUACAUGUACGAAAAAUUUGUAUUGCAUACCUCACUACUGUGGAUCAUGAUGGACGACAGCACUCCUCUUGUCCUACCGACGGCUCGGCGCUCAUGUUGCUCGCGGAUUUUGAAAACGAAAUGACUUACUGCUAUCCCUUCCACGCGAGCGAGGACAGGCGAGCGGAGUUGCGACUUCAGCAGCUUUCAUUCAUGCAGAAACUUCCCGCUUCGACUGCUGCGUCAUACACCUGGCUCGAAGAGGCAAUGUUGGACUCUCCAGACACAUUGCGCCAGACCCUCUUAAAGCCUGCCCUAGAUCCCGCGGACUUAGUUGAGGCAGUGGCGGAGUGGCUGCCCGGCUGGCUCGCGCAGUACAGAGUGGAUUACCCGGAGGCCGUCCCUGCACCGCCUGGGCCCGCACCCCAACCGAGCCCAGUUCCGGCUCCAGCGCCGGCGCCUGGUCCAGGUCCGACUCCAACACCGGCACCUGCACCCGCGCCGGCACCUCCUCAGCCGAAACCGAAGCCAACGCCGAAGCCUCCUCAGCCCAAGCCGAAGGCUCCUCAGCCCAAGCCGAAGGCUCCUCAGCCCAAGCCGAAGGCUCCUCAGCCAAAGCCGAAGCCGAGCACCAAUCCCUUCCAGGCGAGGGCAAGCAAUGAGCUGCUGCGCGUGCUGUGGAGGGCGUUUGGCUGUGACCCGGGAGAUCGGGAUGUCUUGUCUCAGGAAGAAAUCGUCGGGCCCGCGGUUAUAUGCAUUGCAAAAGCAUCGCACUAGUAUAAAUCGCAUGAUGAUAGAUGAUGAUGAUGAUGAUGAUGCAUGACAAAUUUUUUUACUAGUAUUACAAAAGAUAUUUGUCAUGCUGUGUUACCAUAGAAAGGAGUCAUGCGUGGCUGCAAUUACUACGAGUGCGAUACUUUUGCAGAGCAUAGGACACCCGGAUUGCGCUUCUGGUGGACUACCUGAACAAGCAGAUUACCUGCAUGGACGCCAAUAUCGCAAGAAAAAACUGUUUCACUGUAAACUUGUAAUGCAGAAAAUGUAUAUGAGAAGUGUUUGUGUUGCUACACAUGCAAGACAGUGAGUUUCUAGCUGUGUUUUCCCUUAGGAACCGCGCGUGACAAAUUUUCUCUGUCAUGUAGAACAAACUUGUGAUGCAAAAGUUGCAAGAUCCUUACAGUGAAACACUUUUUUCGUACGAUAGCAACCGACGCAGACUCGGCCACCAAGUUGCCCGAGCUUCUCAGCCGGCGACUCCCGUUUCCGUUUGGGGGCUUUUCCCCCACGAUAAACCCCGUUUCCCAUGUUCCAAUUCCGGGCGGUCGCUACUUUUUCCUCGUGGAAAAGGAUAUUUCUACGUCCCCCACGGCGCCGCGAAGACAGCUGUACUUUUCGGAUAAACACAGCAACGCGAAAAAAAUUUUCCGCCACUGGUCGAUUUUCAGCGGUGAGGGGGACAUCAGGUACGACGCAAGCCCUUUCAGUCGCGACGAUCUGCGCGCUCUGGGAAUUCUGGGUCACGGACAAGACUUGAACGCAAUCGCAGAUCGGAUUAUUGAAUGGCACACGGGCUGGCGGGACCAGUUUCCUGCCCCGGGUGGGCCCGGAUCUCCCCCCACUCCUGCGCCGGCACCAUCGCCCGCACCUGCCACCACUCCCCCCGUACCGCAGCUCGCUCAGGGUUGGACGGCGCAGAACUGUGAGCCAACGAGCGUCGGCCCAAACACGGGAGCCCAGUUCUGGCAACGAGAGAAUGCGGGGCAGCUCAUGUUGCUCGUCAACUUCCAACUGAGGGAAAUAACCUGUUUUGAAGAGGAUGAGGAGGCGCGGUUGCGAAUGAUCGUAAAGGUCCGGCUAAAUACACUUUCGCCGCACUACCCAAACCUCUAUCGAGAAGAGAUCGGGACCAAUCUGAUUACUGGGCAGCGGCUGACCUUGAGCACCAACACUACUCCCCCCGCGGGACAGGUUUUGAUCCUGAAACAAGCGAUGCUGGCGAACGCAAACGCCCUGAUGCAGGGCUUCUUUUCUGUGACGCGAGACCCACGGUAUACCCCGGAGUCCAAGCUGGCCAUGAAUCUUCUCACUGAUAUUCAGCCGUGGCUGCCGCAGUGGUAUGCGCAGUGGAAGACGCUGGUUGACUACGAGGCGGAUCGCCAGGGGGCAGCACCAGCAGCGUGACGAGAAGCAUCAGAGUGGUCCAACUGGGGCUACUUUCAAAGUAGCCAGCACAAAGUUUGUGCUAUUGGUUGAAAGAGUUGUUAGAGGACCCGCAUUUCCACUUGUUCCACUUCAUGUUUAUUCACAAAGUACAAAGAAAAAACAAAAGGCAAACUGCUUCACUACUCAUCAUGUUCUAUCUUCGAACAAGAUUUAGCUACUUGUAACAUCAUAUAGACAUUUACUCAUCAUGUUGAUGAAACCUAAAUUUUCUACACUGAGUGCAGGGUGGAAAAGUCAAAGUUUUGGUGCAGGAGUAGCUGUUGUUGUAACCAAGUCUAGGGCGACGUAGAAGACGAGGGCGAGGCGGAAGAUGAUGAUGAUCUUCAUGGCAUCUUCGUCUUGGUCUUCGACUCUUUCAUCGAGAUUUCGUAUGUAUGAUUGGAUCAUUUUUUUACAAGGCACCAGGAAGAUUUGAUUUUGAACAAGGGCAGUGCUUGGUCUUGUUGUAGUGCCUAAGCUCCCUACUUGUACUUAGAGCUUUCGCGAAGGACUACUUACUCUCAGGAUUCAUUAGCUGUAUAUGUCAGACCGUUACUCGCAGGCCAUAAGGGUUGAUUUUGAAAAAGGCUUCUUCAAGAAGCUCCGGCUAGUACUUAUUAACAACCUCAACCCCAAAAAGAAGCUCUUUUAUCUUUUGACGCCUUUUAACUUCCGACGCCAAAAGCAAGUUCUUUUAGGGCCUUUAACUUUUGACGCCAUACCGAUACCCGGGCAUGGAGAGAAAGAAAGAAGCUCUUAAGAACUUGAUGCUGCAUGUGGCAGAUCCGAUCUUCGUGUGUAAUUAUUUCGACGCAUCAGUAGAGGAUCAGGAAGGCGAAAGACGACGCAAAAAUGCAGCUUCUAGAAAUCUCGUGUAUAAUGAUAAUGUCGUUGUUGUUCCUCGUCGUUGUUGAGAACGGAUACUACUUGAAAUUCAACCAAAAACCGUGGGGGCGAGGGCCUCGUGAGGGUCCCUGGAUGCUGCAGGUUGGCCAUAGCGAGCCUAAUGACCCCGGUGAGCCUCGCCCCUUUAGGAACAUACGAAGUCGGUCAAAAGUAGAACAAAAAUAAUGACGUCGCCCCCCUCACUGACAGCGCCGCCGCAGCACGGGCCAACGCAUAGCCCCGUCGUGGAGUUAGAUAGAAGGCUCCGGAUAGAGUAGCAAAUAGAAAGCAACAGUAAGACUAGCGGCUGGAGACACAAGCUCGGUGAUACGCGAGGCGUGCCCGCCAACUCCGGACCCGCAGGGAUACGCCCCUCCCCGCGGGAUAUCGUGGAAAAGAGGCAUAGAUCCCAAGCAGCAGACUAGCCGCGGCGUGCCAUGAGGGCCGGCGCGGAUGGGGACCGGAAGGGGGGAGUCGUGCACCAGGCACCGAAAAGGCAUGCUUGCCCGCCGCAACAGGAGUCGGCAUGAUGUCAUGUGUGAGCGGAGGUGCCAACUGCGCUAGGCAGUGGAAGGGCGGAUAGAUACAAAUACUCACUUAGAUUGCACAGGUAGAACUUUGAAAAAGAGACUUCUCAGGCUUGAGAAAUUGCGUAGUGCAUUGAUCCCCUCCGAUGGCCCCGGCACACUGCAGGCACGGGUACGGAAACUGCCGCCCGCGAUCACAGCGCAGGCGCGUUUCGAAGGCAUUUACUUUACUUUGCGCGUUUUCCUUUUACCAAAACCAAAACAGAAGACUAGUAACCGGGCCUACAAAAUAACGACUAGUAGUAAAUAACACACUCCACCUCCGCGCCCGCCGUGGUCGUGACCUUCGUGCCGUGAUCGAGCGACGCGACAAGGGCCUGCGUUUUUCUUAGGGACGAGGGCGCAGGACAUGUCAGUGAGAGGAACCCGCGGGCUUGUCCUUAUCGAUCUUUUGUCGUUUCCCUGGUUAUUUCUUUGAUUUCACCCAGGCUAUCUUUCUUUGUGCAUCAGCACAGCCAGCUUGCUCGAGAGCAACGCCCUUCUUAACGAAGUCGGACGUGGACGCGCCUACACGCGCGACCGAAGGACCUCCGCCGACGACGGGGGAGGGGUAACCGAGGAUCGACGACGGGGGAGCAUUCUGUACAGCGUCGGAUCGGGCGGCGUUUUCAUAAUAUCAUCAUUCUGGAGCACUUCAUGUCGACGGUGGAGGGAUAGGGAGUCCUCCACUGCGGGCUUCAGCCGACAGGUAACUCUGUUGCUUCGCCCUCACAACCAUUCGACAGUAGUGGCUCACUUCUUCUCGUCGAGCAGGCGUGGCGUUGGGCAGUCUGGUUACGGGCUUCGGUCUCGACCCUGUUGUCGCUCCAGCGCCACAAAUCCAAACUUUGCGCCCCGAGCUCUCUCGCUGUGGUUUGACACGCAUCACGGUGUAGUAGCUAGUAUGUUGCGUCGUCUCUCCACCGGGAAAUUACGACAUCAAGUGAAGACGUACAGCAGGCAGAUACAACUACCGCGGAUCCAGCGAGCCACUACAUUCAAGCGGCCAGCGACACCAUGGGGGCGUUUGCAGUACAGACUCGGGGACGGGCCUUGAGCGGAGAAAAGGAGAUCUUCAUGGGUCGUGGCACUGAAGUCCUAGGUUUUGUACACCUGGCAGGGCUAUUUGUCCACGAUAUAAAAACCUAUCCCCAGCUCGGCUAGUCGUCUCCAGAACUAUGUCCUAUAGUUAAGCUUAAGACAGAAGUAGCUUAGUAGUUAGAAGCUGACUAUAGAGGUUUCCUCCUCCUCCUCCUCGUGUAUAAUGAUAAUGAUGUCACUAUUGUAUGAUUUUUAAUUUUAUCGCACGGCACGUCCCCUUCCGCACGUGCCCCCCUAGAAGUGCAGGAUAAAUGAUGAUGAUGAUGAUGAUGAUGAUGAUGCAGCGCGCAACUGGUCUCGAACUCCCGUGGUCGGUAGUAGUUGCGAAGAAGUAGAACAUAAAACACUAUUUCCACCACAGCCUCCUGGCAGCAGGAGCAGCAUCUAUCCGCCACAGACAGGGCAGGAUGCGCGAUGUUGUGCGCCGUCAGCUCGCAGCAGCGAGCGUGCUGGCAAAGCAUAUUAACUGCGUCGAAGGUUGUGCCGUGGCAUCAAUCUCAUCUUCUCGAUCAUAUCAAUCAACACGAUCACGAAGGAGCUUGAAGUCAAGGUGAUGCUGCCAUCUCAAAGGUGGUUUAGGCAUCUCCACCGGGUGGAGCCGCGUUGUUCACGCACCUCUUUUGAUGCAGUAGAACCUUCAUGAUCUUUAAAUGAUAUAUGAGUGACUUUUUAUGGAAGAUCACACUACUCUUUAAAUGACUUUAUCGCGACUGUUUAGAUGCUGGAUCAUCACGCUACCUCUUCAAAUGACUUCUGGAUCGUGAAGAUCAAUGAAGUGGCUGUGGUAGUACCUGGAUGAACAACCAGACCUGGAUCAAAAAUCGUUUUAUGGAAGAUCGAAGAUCAAGAUCAAGGGUCAUCUCACCGUAGCCAUUUUGGCUCAAGCAUCUUUUUAUUUUGCUUUUUGGGGGUCACAAAAUGAUUGGGGUGUAAUGGCAGAAUGAGUGUUUUCGCAUCGUCCCCCCUCACAUCACCACCUCGCGGGUAAAAGGGAAGCGCGCCGUCUUUGUCUUUUCCGCUGCAAACUCCUACGCGACGACGGAGCGACGAACGAUGUGAGGAGCUUCAAAUAGACUGAUUACCGAGGGCGUCCCGGCGUAGUAGACUCCGGAUCCACCGGGCGCUUCAUUGUCAGGUCCGCGAGCAUGCUGUUAGUCGUUAUCUCUCUUUGCUUUCUUCUCGUGCAGCACCAGCGGGUCAUGGGCGGUCGCAGAGACCCGACCAGGAUCCGCAGACCCCACCGAGCCUGCAAUCAACCGGUAGCACCAGGCGACUGGGUCUUUGUACUGACGCAGAACUGUCAACGGGCAAACUUUCGGUACUUGGAGGGUGUUGACCAGUCGGCACCCCUCCAGCAGGUGCAACAGGCGGAGAAAGUCCGCGGUGUGUUCCAACACAUCGCGGCUAACAAGGCGAAGGUCGCGCUCCUUUCCGACGUUCAGUGGAGCGGCGCACGUGGUGCACACAUCAAGCGGUACGAGUUCACCCACGGCCAGCACUACGUUUAUGGAGGAGGUAGAGUGGCCAUCGUCUUGCACAAGUCCAUUCUGUUCGCAGCGGAUGGAAAAUCUCUCAUCAGACCGGUCGUCAAAUUCUUCGGCCCCCGCAUUAUGGCGCUCUUCAUACGCGGGACGUGGUUUGCGGUGGGAUACCAGCCAAGCGACACGGUUGCGGACUUCGCAGAACUGGGCCAGUUCUUGCUUUGGCGCGAAAAACUUUUGUUUGCGACAGGUACCAGCAGCAUCAUCUUCGGCGGAGACUUCAACUCAGCAGUUUCCCAGUUGCCCCGAGGUCCAGAGGAUGAAGAGGCAGGCGCUGCAGCGGCGAUCGGCUCGGCCCCGCUGUUGGAACCACCCGCGAACCCCCGUCCGGGACAUAACAACAUGCGUUUUGCAAUCGAUAACAUGUUGUGUAUUCCGGACACCUUUAAGUCCAUCCACAGAAGAGGCACGUGGAGGCAUCCCGCGACCGGGCGAUGGUACGAGAUUGACUAUUUCUACACAUCGCGACAGGUUCAUUUUGGAAACGUGAAGACCAUCCAGCCCAAAUUUCUCACCGACCACCGCGGCAAGCGCAUGGCUGUCAAGCUAGGGCUUUCGCAGAAGGACAAGCGCGAAAUCCGACUCCGAGUAAUGACAAUUACGCCGUCCCCACCGUAUGAAGCGCUUCGGCGCGACGAGACAGCGCAGACGGCUUUUGCAGCGGAGACGGAUGCCAACCUUCGGAAGGAGCAGCAGAACGGAGGCAGCAGCCUUGCCAGCAGGUGGGAAAAGUUCACGACAGUAGUAGCGAACAGCGCGACGGCGGUCGUUCCGGCAAAUCAGGAGAGGGGGGCGCAGCAGUAUCCCCCGUGGCUGAAUGUACGGAAAUUCCGCGAAUACAAGAACGAAAAAGAGGACCUACUGUACUCCCGAUUUCUAGCAGCGGACGCGAACGAGCGGCAGCAGUACAACAGGAGACUGCGGGCGAUCGAGAAAGACUACCGUGCUGUUGAGAAGUUGGACUUUGAGGACUACAUCGACCGUAUUGCAGACGAGUGCCAGGCGGAGUAUGGUCAGUGCGGUAGAAUUGACUACGCAAGACUACGGCGCACAGGUGUAAUCUUCGAACCAACGGCGGGAGCAAGGGUGAGAAAGGCGAUCCCGUUCACCGUAGAAGACGCGAAGAAGCACUUCAGCAAGCUGAUGUUGCGAACGGCAGAGGUCCCGCAAGGAUUUCAGGAGGCCCUGGAGAGAAACCUGGACCAACUCCCGGAAUCUGUGGACCCGAUGUGGGGCAUACCCGACGAAGGCGAGAUCGCUCACUGUGUCAAACAGAUGAAAGACUGCGCGUUGGGAGUGGACCAGAUUCACAUUGCCCACAUCAAGCACCUCGGCGACGACUCAUGGGAUUUCUUAGUGAACUUGGUGCAGGAUUGUUUCAGAACGAGAACGAUUCCGGACGCGGCGCACUUGGUGCGCAUGAAUGCCCUCCACAAGGGGAAGAACCUUAAUCCGCGGCUGCUAGACAACUACCGCGCCAUUGCGGUGGCGACCUUUCUCUCGAAAUUGUGCGAGACCAUUUUGCAGAAGAGGCUCAAGCACUACCUCGAGCGGAUCGGUUUCUACCGGGAGACAGCGACGCAGCGAGGAUUUCGGUCAGAUUGUUCGACGGCGGAUUUGGUGAUGAUGUUGCAGUUCAUAGCGGACCAGACGCGAACAGUAGUGCGGGAGUCGAUACUGGAUGAGCUAGUUCUAGUGUUGAUCGACUUCAAGAAGGCAUUUCCAAGCGUGAUUCGGGAGCUUGUAUACCGUAUCCUGCGGCGUGCGGGCGUUCCUGGCACAAACGUGGAAUUCCUGGCGCACUUUCACGACAAGGCAACGUUUUACAUCAUGGUGGACCGCGAGCCAUCUGAAGAGUGGAAAGCAACGCGCGGGAUGAAAGAAGGAGGACCAUCCAGCCCCGACGGUUACGGAAUUCUGAGCGAGAUCAUGUUUCGGGAACUGGCGCGCAGGCUAAACGGCAUCAAGUUGGCAACGACGGGCGAUUUUUUGUCGAAGCUUGCGGCCUUUACGGAUGAGCAGAACAUCAACCCCGCAGCGGUGCGCAAGGUGGUCGCCUUGCUUUUUGCAGAUGAUGCAACGCUCCCGACGACACUGCGGGAGGCGCCAAUGGUUGAAAGCACGAUCAAGGACGUAGCGACUACUUUCGGCCAAGAGGUGCACCCGGACAAGACGGAGCGGCUUCUACUGCAGGGACCACACUUCCACUACCCCGGCCCAAGACAGAAGGAUGGGACCCCACCAAUACCACCCGGAUUCGAGGAAAAAGUAAAAGUUGUAGGAUGCGAACUGUCUACGUACCACAGCGCAGGAGUGUGCCUGGAGCGGCACUUGAAGAAGGCGCGCGGAGCGUGGGCGGAGUGGAAGCCGAUUCUACUACGGGCGCGCGGACGGAUCAACUACUUCAAGCGAGGCAGCCUGAUCAAAUCCAAUGUCCUUUCGCAUGUCUACUACAACGCGGCAGUGCGGCUGUGGAACGAGCGCAGUUAUCAGGAAAUCAAUGUCUUCAUCAACAAGAUGUUGCGCACCAUCACAGGCACUGCGAUUCCGGGAAUGGUUGGCGUGGCGAACAACUACACGCUACGGAGAAAGUUCGGCAUUCAAAGUGCGCGAACAGCAAUCGAGAGAAUCACUAUCGACUACCUAGGGCACAAGAUCCGGAUGGGGCGAGACGAGCCGGGCGAAGGAGUAGAAAAAGGGAACACGUACCGGGCUCGCUUCCCAGACGGGCGCACCGACCACCACCUGAUCUACGGCAGAUUGUUCACGGUCUCGGCGGGUGCGCAAGGCAACAGGCGGAUGCAGCGCAGGACACUAGCCAAGCAGUGGCUCGAAAUCAUGGCGCGCGCGCAACUCCGGCCGGACAUGACACGCAAGCAGUGGCACGAGGCGGCUACGCUCUACAUUCGCAAGAUUGAGGAGCAAGAGCGCCUGGCGGCGUACGCUGCGGAUGGAGCAGGAAACGUCGAGAAGCGGCGCGACGAGCUGCUUGCUAGUCAUGGCGUCAACGCAGGUGCGAGCGAGAUACGGCUGCGGAAGAACGUACACGAAGAGGGCGAGUUGAUCGCCAGCCACGCUGUUAUCUCGCAGUACCGAUGCCCGCACUGUUUUGUGCGUUUUCCAGACGGGGGCAGUGGCUUCAAGUCACACAAGACUAGGUGCUCCAAGGUCGAUUAUAGUGGUGUAGAUUUUGAUAAUGUCAUUUGUAUAAGGACCUAUGCAGCAGGACGAACCCAGUUGCCAUGGGGCAACCGUUGGCAUUGUAAAAAGUGCGGCACUACUGGCACUGAAGGCAAGGCUACUAGUGGGCAGGGCGUUCAUUGUGCAUUGAAGUUGACGCAGCAUGCUCAGACGUGUGACCCCGCCCAAAAGAAGGGGAGGCGGCAGGACGAGGUCCUGCAGUAUAUGGCUGACUUGCAGGCGUUUGAUGCUGUCAACCCUAUUGCUGUCUAGUUCCUAAACACGAUGCUAAUGCAACUUUUUUGAAAAAACUUGCUUUCUCAGUUGUUCAGAAAAAAUCUCCGGUGCGUGUGUUGUUGUUCAAAGAAAAUGUUAGUUUGAUGAUUCCAAUUUGUGCGCCCAUUUAAGCAAGAUCUGACGCGUGGCGCACACACCCACGCUUGUAGUGGCGCACACACCCACUACGACUACAUAGUGGCGCAAAUACCCACUCCCUGUAGUCCGUCCAUGGUUCUGCUCUUCUCUUGUUUCUUCUCUGUCACUGGCCUACUGCAUGUUGUUUGUUGAUCGCUUGCAAAUCUCGUUUUCCUGCACCCUAGCUAAAAUUACUGCUGUAUCUUCACCUGCUGUUGUAAGUAUCUAUUCCCCACCGCUGCACGACACAAAAAAUCGUCUUCUCACCGUACGAAGAUGCAGCGUCGUGUUGAACGCAUCGAGAAAGAACGAUGCUUGAUGGUGCAGUUCAACUCUCCGGAAAUCCGCUGGCCGCGGAAAGACAAUUCCCCAAAUGGUGACUUUUUGACGAACUUCGACAAGGAGCAGAAGAAGACCUUCCUCCGCCUGAUGGGUACGCACUUCCAGGGUGCCCAGCCAUCUCCCAAGAAGAUGGAGUACCAAACCAAGGACGACGGAUCGUCCGAGCUCACGGAGCUGCAGGACGACUGGUCCGACGCCCAGAAAGCCGACUUCACCGAAAAGAAGAAUGCUUUUGUCGAACUGUGGCGGUCGAUUGCGGACGCCCCGGAGUUGGUCGAGUACAUCAACUGGAAAAACAACAACUGGAUCCAGAUCGUGUUUCACCUCGGCGAGCAUCACAGUAAGGUGAUGGAUUUGGCCCGUGUUGUCGACAACAACCCCUACCGCAAGUACUUCAGUCGUGGUCUGAAGCUGAAGCCGAUGCAGAUGGGUAAGCCGAAGGAUGGCGACAACGCUGGCAACGGCGGCGCCAAUGGUAACGUCAAGAAGAAGGGCGGCAAGAAGGGCAAGGGGAAAAACGGGAAAAAGGGAAACGGAAAGUAAUGACAUGAUGACGCUAAUUAUGUCUACCUGCCAGUGCGUGAAUCUCAUCUACACUUUCUCCGACAAAAUCAACCACGCGAUAACGACUACCAGCAAGCACGACAGUCCUGUGCGUGAUUUCGCUGGGGCGCAUGUUUGAAGAUUAUGAAGAUUGAGAACUGGAAGAAAUACAUGCGUUCACAAAUGAACUCCAAUCACGUAAUGGAGUGAUGCAAACACUGAUGGUGCUGCCUGGUACUACUUCAGCCAGGAGCACAAGCUGCUUGACACCUGCAGUCAAGAGCUACGACAGACAAACGCUUUGAAUUACGUGCUACGCACGGCAAACAGACUGUAUGUGUG